Schistosoma curassoni is the source of this 3935-nucleotide messenger RNA. Lineage: Eukaryota; Metazoa; Platyhelminthes; Trematoda; Strigeidida; Schistosomatidae. The record is from the annotation of a GenBank genome assembly.
AUGUUUUGCAGUCAUACUAUUCAGAAAAGUUUCGUGGAAUUAAAAUCGCUUGUGGACUAUACAAAUCGAAGAGAAUUCGGUAAGACUGCAUGUCACGAACAUCAGAGCGUUUCGGACAAGCUCACGGCCCAGCGAUCUACUAAAGCUCUAAUAGCUGACACACCAGUCAAUUGUCGCUCUGUCUAUCUACUUCGACUUAAUUGUUCCGGCCGACUUGUUGCUGCGGCACAUGGAGAUCGCUCUGUUUGUGUUUAUUGCGCUUCCACUGGCCGACUACUGUUAAAAUGCAUUGGUCAUGAAAAAUCUCCUUGGACACUAACUUUUCAUCCAACACAACCCUUCUUGCUUGCGAGUGGAUGCCUUGGUGGCAAUGUACGGCUUUGGAAUUUAGAGCAUUUGGCAGUACUUGGUGAUGAAAGAAUCGAGGGCAUUGUGGAACUAUCAUCUGUAUGCGUUUGGAAGCACACGGGUGCAAUCGCAUCCCUUACUUUCCAUCCAGUUCAUCCCAUACUAGUAGCAGCAUGGACUCAAGAAGUGGUCUUUUAUGAUUGGGUAUCUGGCCGGAUACUUUCGGCAUGGCGAUUUGUAUCAAAUCAUUCACGCGUAAGAUGGGUGAAAUUCGCCCCUGAUGGAACAGUCUUAUACACAGCAACCGCCAAUCCAUCCAACAAUGAAUCAGUUUAUGUACAUAAGCAAUCUGAUCAACCAGUGGUUAGGAGCCCAACAAAAGUAGUAGCUACCAAAUACCCGAAAGAACCAUCUUAUAUCCAAGUGGAUCAUGAUGGCGUCAAUGUAACUCCCGAAGCCUCAUGUGAUCUCACAGUACCUCGUGAUACUCUUUUAGAAUAUCUUGUCAAUUGUUCUGAUUCCUGGUUUCAAAGUCUCGGUAUAUGUUCCGUUUGUUCGGUUCGUUUAUGUCGGUGGGCUGGAACUCUCGGACCUAAAUUCCCAGCAACGACGACAGAUAUUCGCCUUGGGAUGUCUGUGGCACAACAAGCCGCAGCUAUUAUGGCCACCAGUACUUCGUCCAACAUGAUACCAUCACAUGUCCAACAUCUACUGAACCUGACAAAUCCUAAUAAUCGUUCUGAAGUGUAUGAGCGUCUCUGUCGUGAUGCUAACCCAGCUGCCGUAGCCAUAAUUGAAGAUAUGCCAGUUCAUGAAUUCCUUCGCUCAAGAGGCAACUACUGUCAAUCCCCAUGGGUUGCAAUCUCGAACAACGGUGUAUGUUGUGGUGGUCAUGCUUGUGAUUUGGUGAUUACUCAUCGCGAGUUAAUGCGUCAUUCUUUAUGUCGGCCUUGCCUCUCCUCGUUUUGGUCUUGGGCUAACAAACAUAUUGCUUGGUGGCGUUGGUCGUUUUCUACAAAUGAUGAACAAUCUCUAAAUUCUACGUCAAAUGCUAGCAGUACAACAGGUUGUGUACCAACUCCUAUAUCCUUUGGAAAAACGAAUAAUGCGGAAAAGUCUUCUGAUAUUGAGCCUCCUGUUGGCAUUUGCAUCCAGUGUCAAGCUAAAAUGUCCUUACAGUUACAAUCAUCACCCAGUGUGUCACUGACAUGUAACCAAUCUCCCGUUUUAUCUCAUGGAGCUGGUUCUGAACUUAAGGAAUCCGACGUCCUGUCAGUUAAUGGAAAAACUUCUAAAUCUCUCCGCUUAAUGCCGCUUGCAGCUUUGGAUCUUUUGCGUUCAAGGUUAAGUAAUGCUCAUGAAGUUACUCCAGUAACUUAUGUAGCCACCGACUUAAUCAACGAUUUUGUUUUCAGUCAACACAUCAAAAAACUGUUAAUCAAUGGCAGUGAUUCCGAUCUCAAUUUAUCUCAUACCCUGUGGGACUCAAAUAUUACUAUACCUUAUAAUCAGGUGGGACAGAUAGUCGUGUGUGCCUCUUCUUCAUCUAAGCGUCGAAAAAUGGAUAAUCAAUUUCAGAACAAAAUACUUUUUAGUCAGUGUGGUAGUCAAUUAUCUUUUGACAGUAGCUCAAUUUUAAAGCCCGUGCUCAUGGAUUCUGAUCCAAAAGAUGAAUUAUUUGGAUCUAAACUUCCGAACACUCUUCUAACGUGUAAAUAUCGUUUGCCGCAGGAGGCCUCUGAUUUGGGCGCAUACACGCGCGACAACCCUGAUAACAAUUGGAAUUAUCCACGUCCUGCUACCGUUCACUACACUUCUAGUGUCAUACCUUGGAUGUCAUCGUCGAUUUUCCCGUACGUCCAGACUGGAGCUUCUCUGUUAAGAUCUCCCCGCCAACUUACCGAUUCUCUUUCGGAAUCCACUAUUGUGGAUCAAAUUUCAGGGUUGUCAACUUCUAACAAAGUCUAUAUGAACGAUACACAGCAUGUCGACAGUUGUGAAACUGAUCCAUGUGAAGGACCCAACCGAAGUUCAAUGACUGCAUGUUGCCGUUGUGGCCGUAUUGUUCUUCAGACAUUUCCCGUUGAUCCACACUCUAAUAUCAGUGCAGUUGUUUGUGAAAAGUUAAUUUAUUCUGAAAAUCGGUACUUAACUCCUAGUUCCCAGAAAGCUCAUGGUAACAUUCAUUCACAAUGUUCAUCUAACCAAGAUCCCCAUACUCCCACAAAUCAUCCUUCUUAUCAGUUUGACUUAUCGUCAUUGAACUCUUGUCCGUCUGGUUCUACUUCUCUGUCUAACCGAUCCAGAAACGUGGAGGCUAGAAAGUCGGAAACUGCUGAAAGAUCGGUGAAUGCCGUGCUUCAUCUGAUUGACCAAACAGGAAAUAAUUCUGUUUUAAAUGCAGUGAAUCGCAGUAUAACUGAAGUUAUAACAGGUCUCUUUGUUGAUAUGGGUGAAUAUGGAUCCGCCUCUAGUCUUCAAGAUGUUACACAUCGUAUUUGCCGGUGGGAACUAAGUUUAUGCAGUCCUAUCUAUAAUACUCCUUAUUUGUCUUCAUCUGGUGAACGUGAUUCAGCAAGAAGUGUGUGCUUGCCCAUGCCAACCAACGUUGCUGUAUCAUAUAACAAUAAUAGUCUUGUUGUUCCUCACGCUCGUUUGUUUAAUGACUCAUCUGUCUGUCUCUCACCAGAUGGACGCCUUCUUGCUGCAUUUGUUAUUCCUCGAGAAACAUCGUGCUAUACAUUACAGUCAUCUCAGUCUUCCGCUUUACUCGGUACACUUCUCGCUGUGUAUCGUCUGCAACCAGAACAUAACCGUGGUCAGUGUCUGUUCGCUCGCCGCUUCACCGCAUCUAGUCCUGUAUGUGUUGACUUCAGUCCUUUAGGAGAUUUUUUGGCAGUCGGGUUAGCAACUACACGCAUACCUUCAGAACCAUUCUCUACCACGAGUGAGUCGUCUACACAAGAAAGUCUUUUAAGAUAUGGUAGUUCUUCAUCGCUCCAGGACCAUUCAGACCUCCGUCAGCCAAACGUGAAAUGUUCGUGCCAAAGACAAUCCUCUGUCGCAUGCGUUUUCCACCUUCAACGUUCCAAAACACAGAAGGGUCAAAUUCGUCGGAGCCUGCGUGAUAUUCAAAAUAUCAAACAUCCUGCACUUUUGGAUCCUGUCUCAUCAAGAUAUCUUGAAUUAUCUAGUCCAUCUUCAGAAAAAUUAGAUCGCUGGCACCGGUUAUUACUUUCAGCUCAAAGUGGAAUCUCUUUAAAUACCAUUGUUUGGAAUGCCAAUGGCAGCAUUCUUUACGGUACUACCAAAGGUCUCAUCGUAAUUUCUCAUGGAAAUCAAUCUUCUUCCGUAUCAAUUCUACCACUCCGUUGUACCAAGUCACAUAUGCAGUCUGUGAACGACUGCGAAGUUUCUUAUAGAAGAAAACACUUUAUAAAUCAAGCACAAACUAUUACUAGUUCCUCUAACUUUUCCGUUCCUCAGUCUCGUGCUGUAAUUUAAAUACUGACUUUUUAAAUCUAUGUAUAAUUUAGGUUUACUGUGCAUUUAGUUUAUCUUAAUUUUUGCUCAUUUUACUGGUAAAC